CGAGCCCGUGUGGCUUGGUCUUCACCACAGACCCGGCACCGAUAGGGGCGGCGCCAUUAAGGCCACGCCUCCCGCGCUGAUUCCCGGUGACUCUGGAGCGAUGUCCUAGGCUAGGCGCUGAGGAGGCGGAGACUCAGGGCUGUUUUCUCAGAGGUUAGGGACGGACCCGCCCCGUCAGCCUCUUCGAUUCUUCCGGUUUCUGGUGGCUGCGCCGUCUCCCUCCGAAGCCUGAGGAUACGCCCUCUCGAGAGCCCGCCGUCGCUCUCCUUUCAGCUUCUAACCCCUCUGAGCUGCUACGGGGCAUCCAUCCCUACAUCCUCUCGCUCUGGUUCUCGCCACUUGGAGGACCUCGGCCCCGACACUGCCCCCUUUCCUGGAUGUACUGGUCCCUCCCACUCCUCUAAAAUGUCCAAUAACCUACAGAGGGUCUUCCUGAAACCUACAGAGGAAAAGUCAGGCAACGCCUCGCACUGUGUUUCAGGCUGCAUGUACCAAGUAGUUCAGACGAUUGGCUCGGAUGGAAAAAAUCUUCUGCAAUUACUUCCAAUUCCUAAUUCCUCUGGAAAUCUUAUACCACUAGUUCAAUCUACAGUCAUGUCUGAUGCUUUGAAAGGGAAUACAGGAAAUCCAGUUCAAGUUACUUUUCAGACUCAGAUUUCCAGCUCCUCCACAAGUGCAUCAGUUCAAAUGCCCAUUUUUCAGCCAGCCAGUUCUUCAAACUAUUUUCUUACAAGAACAGUAGACACAGCAGAAAAAGUUAGAGUUACUUCUGUGGGAACUGAAAAUUUUACCUCAUCAGUUUCUAAAGUUCAGAGUCAUGGUGUGAAAAUUGAUGGACUCACCAUGCAAACGUUUGCUGUUUCUCCCUCCUCAACACAAAAUGAUUCAUCUUAUAUUUUAGUAAAUACCCAGAGUCUUCCAAUGACUGUGAAGUCUCCGGUUUUGCCUUCUGGGCAUCAUUUACAGAUUCCAGCCCAUGCUGAAGUGAAAUCUGUACCAGCGUCUUCAUUGCCUCCUUCAGUUCAGCAAAAGAUACUUGCAACUGCAACCACAAGUACCUCAGGAACAGUUGAGGCCUCCCAAAUACCAACUGUUAUUUAUGUAUCUCCUGUAAAUACAGUGAAAAAUGUAGUUACCAAGAACUUUCAAAACAUUUACCCAAAACCUGUUACAGAAAUAGCAAAGCCAAUGAUACUAAAUACCACACAGAUUCCAAUGAAUGUUGCUAAAGAGACACAAUUAAAAGGUGGUCAGCAUUCUCAAGCUGCUCCAGUGAAAUGGAUUUUUCAAGAAAAUCUACAGCCUUGCACUCCAUCUCUUGUUCCUGUUAAAUCUUCAAAUAAUGUGGCUUCAAAGAUUUUAAAAACUUUUGUAGAUAGGAAAAGUUUGGGAGAUGAUACUGUAAAUAUGCCACCAUUGAGUACCAUCAGUCCUAGUGGGACACAAUCCAAAAGUAUGCCUAUUAAAGAUAAUGCUUUGGUUAUGUUUAAUGGGAAAGUCUAUCUGUUGGCUAAAAGGGGGACAGAUGUUUUGCCAUCACAAAUUGACCAAGAGAAUUCUGUUUCUCCUGAUAUUCCACCAAGAAAAGAUACAUCACAGAUAGUAAGUUCAAGUCCAGUCACAGAAAUAUCCAGAGAGGUUGUAAAUAUUGUUUUGGCUAAAAGUAAAUCUUCCCAGAUGGAGACAAAAUCACUUUCAAAUACCCAGCUUGCUUCCAUGGCCAAUCUAAGGGCAGAGAAGAAUAAGAAAGUGGAGAAACCAUCUCUUUCUACCCCAAACCCACAUAGUAUGAAUCAAUCCAUUAACUACUUAAAGCAGAGUAAGACUUUAUUCUCAAAGCCAGACUUUCCAGAUGGAUUUAGUACAGGACAAAAUUCCCCCAGAAAAGGAAAUAUCAUCCACAGCAUAGAGAAAAUAAGUUCCUCUGUUGAUGCAACAACUGUUACUUCACAACAGUGUGUUUUCAGAGACCAAGAACCAAAGAUCCAGAAUGAGAUGGCAUCAACAUUAGAAAAAGUUACUCAAGAAAGAAAUGACAAGAACAAUUCCCAAGGAAGAAGCAAUAAGGCAUCAUAUCUGAACAAUGAUGCUGAACUUAGAAAGAUAUUUGGUCUCACUAAAGAUUUGAGCGUGUGCCUUACUCGGAUUCCUCACCAUUUGGGCUCUGGAGGAGGUUUUGAUUCCUUUAGCUGUUUGGUGAAAAGUGAUACUUACAAAGAGACAGAGUUUAUAGUGAAGGAGGAAGGGAGAAAACAGGGUUUUGAUAAGAAAAGAAAAGCAAAAACCAAUAAGAAGAUGGAUCACGCAAAGAAGAGAAGAACCGAGAGUGUUUAUAACACAACUGUAAAUGGAGGAACUAAUGUCACCAGUUCCCAAGUCGUUAACAGUGUUUUACCGACUUCAAAUGUAUCACACCAUAACAUUCUCAGAGGCCGCAACAAAACUAGGGAAGAAAAGAGAUCUGAGGUAAAACACUGUAUCCAUGGGAACCAAGAGAAAGACACACUGAGUUCAAAUACAGCUUUUGAGCCAAGCCAUUCCUUCAAUAAAAAUUAUACCGAAGAUAUUUUCUCCAUGACACCACCAGAGUUAGAAGAAACCAUUAGAGAUGAAAAAAUAAGAAGACUUAAGCAGGUGCUGAGAGAAAAAGAAGCAGCUCUUGAAGAAAUGCGUAAGAAGAUGAACCAAAAAUAAUAAAAUGUUGCUAUACGUAAAGACCAGUGAAAUAACUGUUUUUUCAUAUACUUUUGCAUUAAGUUAAUUAUAGAUGCAUUCUGAAAGUGUCUUUGCAUAUGAAACUUCUCUUUUCAUCAGUUAUAAAAUUUUAUUUAAGAAAUACAGAAAAGGUUGAUUAUGUGAUUUUUGUGAAUAAUCUCAUGGGGUAUCUGAAUCUUUGUCUAGAUACCUUAUUUUGGAAGGAAAAGUUUUCUAUUUUUCUAUUACUUUAACUUGAAUUCCCCCAGUUUGAAUAUUUGUUAUUGUUUGUACAUUUAGCUAAAUUGCUGAGAUGUUAUUCCAACAAUAGGUAAUUAUUGUGUACUUUUUAAAUUAUACAGUCCAACAGAGGAAAUCAGCUCUAAACUUAGCUUUUCCAAUGGGCUUGUAUAUCUAUAUGUCUCUUUACCCAUAAAAUGAUACAUUCUGGGCUUCCCUGGUGGCGCAGUGGUUGAGAGUCCGCCUGCUGAUGCAGGGGACACUGGUUCGUGCCCUGGUCCAGGAAGAUCCCACAUGCCACGGAGCGGCUGGGCCCGUGAGCCAUGGCCGCUGAGCCUGCGCGUCUGGAGUCUGUGCGCUGCAACGGGAGAGGCCCGCGUACCGAAAGAAAAAAAAGCCCCCAAAAACCUUUGCGAUAAAAUGAUACAUUCUACUCACCAUUGUUGCAAGUUUUUAAAAAAUUUCAUGAAAGAAAAUGUAUUAUAGCAGCAUUAUUUAAAAAUUCAAACAUUUCUCAAGAGUGAGGGACGUUUGUUUUGUAACCUUUACAAAGUAGUUUCAUAUGAUACAAAAUGGGUUUUAGAGUUCAGGCUAUAUAGUGUAUUGUUUGCUUAAAGUGAUAUGUUAUUAUUCCUAGGCAAAUGCUUCCUUUUUUGGUGGGGGGGAAUAUGUACAUAUGUGACUUGGAUUGUGUGAAAAAUAAAUAUGAACAUGGCCACAUUUAAUACUUUUUAAAAUGGUAAAGUGUAGUUUUUCAUAAUAGAGGCAGACAUUUUCCUAUCUGGUUAUCUUUGAUUUGGCAAGUUGGAGAAUGGUGUAGAGAUGGGGAUUAAGGGGGAGGAAAAGGUUAUUUUUUUUAAUGAUUAACAAAUUCCUGGAAGUAGGGUCAAAUAAAACCUGGACAUUGGCAACAAAUUAGGAAACAGAAAAUACUGAGAGGGCGUAGAACAAAUGCAAACUGAGCAUCAGCUAGAUUCUCUUGCCUUUUUGGGUUUUUGUAACAGCUUUAUUAAGAUAAUUUGUAUAUCAUAAAGUUCACCCUUUUGAAGUGUACAACUCAGUGGUGGUUAUAUUCACAGAGUUGUGCAACCAUCAACAUGAUCUAAUUUUAGAACAUUUUCAUUACCCCCCAAAAACCUCAUACCCAUUAGCAGUCACUCCCCAGACUCUCCUUUCCCCAGCCCUUGGCAACCAGCAACACUUUCUGUCUCUAUAAAUUUGCCUGUUUGGGAUAUUCAUAUGCAUGGAAUGAAUCACUCCAUAUAUGUCCCUUUGUGACUGGUUUUCACUUAGCUUAAUGUUUUCAAGUUUCAUCUGUGUUGUGGCAUGUAUUAGUACUUAAUUCUUUUUUUAAUUGCUGAGUAAUAUUCCACUGUAUGGAUAUAGCACACGUUAUCAUUCAUUUGUUUAUGGACAUUUGGGUUGUGUACACAUUUGACUACUAGGAUGUUAUGUUGCUGUGUUGCUCUGAAUGUUUGGGUACAUGUUUUGGUGUGGACAUAAUGUUUUCAAGUCUCUUGGGUAUAUACCUAGGAGUGUAAUUGCUGGUCAUACCCUAACUCACUGAGGAACUGCCAAACUAUUCCAGGCAGAUUUUUCUCCCCCUACUCCACCAAAAUGGAUCUUGUUAAGGACACCAGUGACUUCCAUGUUGCUAGAUGCAGUGGUCAAUUGUCAGUCUUAAUUUAUCUAUCAGUGGGAAUAUAAUUUCAUGAAUUAUUACCUCCUUUGAAAAAAUUUUAAACAUUUUAUAAAAGAAGCAGUACAUGUCCAUUGUGGGAGAAUUGAAAAUACAAGCUAAAAUAUUAAAAAUUAAAAAUUCACUUUCCCAUCAAGCUAAAACAUUAAAUUUUGGGGCUAGGAGAUACAUAGUUAAAGGCUAUCAGUAAAUAGAUAUUAUUUGAAGUCAUAGGUCUGGAAAACUUCACUAAGGGAAACAGUAUAAACAGAGAAGAUAAAAUUGUGAGCUCAUGUCAGAGUACAUUUAAAGGUUGGAAAAAGGGCAAUCUCAAAUGAAUUUUGAGGAUUGGAAGAUUAUUGAAUGAAUUGUAUUUAUAAAUCCUUGAAUAGUGCUUGACACAUAGCAAUGUAUCAGUGUUUGUAUCAAUGUUUGUUAAAUAAAAUUCAACUAAA
Mesoplodon densirostris (Blainville's beaked whale) is the source of this 5067-nucleotide messenger RNA. RefSeq names its product ligand dependent nuclear receptor interacting factor 1 (gene LRIF1). The transcript is spliced from 4 exons. NCBI's taxonomy places the organism in Eukaryota, Metazoa, Chordata, Mammalia, Artiodactyla, Ziphiidae. Bases 406 to 2694 code for a protein of 762 amino acids. Gene Ontology annotation, biological process: regulation of DNA-templated transcription. The record is from RefSeq and is a predicted model, not a curated record. Gene Ontology annotation, molecular function: nuclear retinoic acid receptor binding.